Nycticebus coucang (slow loris) is the source of this 3498-nucleotide messenger RNA. RefSeq names its product matrix metallopeptidase 11 (gene MMP11). The coding region runs from base 1272 to 2753 and encodes 493 amino acids. Gene Ontology annotation, cellular component: extracellular matrix. The transcript is spliced from 9 exons. The record is from RefSeq and is a predicted model, not a curated record. Gene Ontology annotation, molecular function: metalloendopeptidase activity; zinc ion binding. Gene Ontology annotation, biological process: extracellular matrix organization; proteolysis; collagen catabolic process. Lineage: Eukaryota; Metazoa; Chordata; Mammalia; Primates; Lorisidae.
UGUGACCAGCACCCCUUGCUGGGCACACUGUUGGCUUGGCGAUGCCCCAGCCCUUUCUGGGGGUGACUGUUACUUCAGCUCCCAUGGCUGGUAGCCUGCAGAUUCCACAAGGCAUGGAGGUACACCCCUAGAGGCACUCAAGACCAUUUAAGAUGUUAGACAAAGGAAUAGUUUUCUUUAGCUACGCAUUUUCAUGGAUGCACAUUUUCAGAAAAGUAUACGAACAGCGCAUCAAAUCCAUGAUUUCUUGGCCACUAUUGGUAAGAUGAGUCAUCCAAGUGCCUACUUUUUAAAAGCUGCCUGCCCACAACCUUACCUUAUAGCAGCUCCCUGCCUGCCAGGAUGGGAGCCAUUGCCCAGAUGUUGGCUCUCCAUGAUUGGAGCAGAUUGCCAUGAAGAUGAUGCGGCCCUUCAUCGUGGGGGGAUGCGGAAUGUACAGCAUGAUUCGCUACCCCCUUCAAUCAGGGAUGAGGCUGGAAGAUCCCUUCUGGAAUGUGUAGGGAUCCCUAACUCUCCCAUCCUCACUCCCUCUCUCUCGACCAGAGGACACCUUGGGCUUUCAGUGCCCCACUCAGACACCCUCUCUCCCCCCUGCAGCUGACCAGAUAGAGGGCCUUCUGACCCCUCCACUUGCCUUCUGACAUGGAAAGCUCUGGCCCCUUCCCCUUGAGGCUACGUUUCCCCAUCCAUAAAUUGUCUAUGAUUCUGUUCCAAACCGAGCAGCUGACCAGCCCCUGCCAUGUGUCUCAAUUUCCCCCAGGGGACACAUUUUAAUAUCCCUUUCUUUACAGGAGCUAUUUUGCCAUCUUCCAGAUGAAUCAGUUGCGGCUCUGAGGAGUGGGAGAACUUGCCCCGGGUAGGACCACCUGUCACAGGCUAGCAGAAGGUCGGAGGUCAGGCCACCGAGGAGACCCAGCGGAAUGCACCUUCCAAAGGAGAGGGUAGAGUUCAGGAGGUAUGAACUCCUCUCAGAGUUGCCAGGUUUAGAGCUGUCCUCCACACAGCGGGGAAACUGAGGCACGCUGCAGCCCUCGCUGUCCAGUCACGCAGCACCAGGCCUACGAGGACCGGAGGCGGGCCCAUUCCAGGGACGGGUCCCCUGGGGGGCCGGCCCCUCCCCGUCCACCUCCCCCACCCUGGCCUGGGUGGCUGGGAGAGUUUAGAACAAAAGGCGACGGGGGGCGGGGCCGGGGCGGGCCGGGGGCGGGGCGGAGGGUAUAAGCCGCGGCCGCCCGGCGCGGGGCCCAGCAGGCCCAGCAGCCUCGGGGCGGAUGGCUCCGGCCGCCGGGCUCCUCGGCGCGGCCCCGCGCGCCCUCUUGCUCCCGCUGCAGCUGCUGCUGUUGCUGCUGCUGCUCCCGCCGCCGCCGCUGCUGGCCCGGGCCCGGCCCCUGGAUGCCCACCAUCACCCCACUGUGAGGAGGGGGCCGCAGCCUUGGCAUGCAGCUUUGUCCGGUGGCCUGGCGCCUGCCUCUGCCACCCAGGAGGUCCCCCACCACGCCAGCGGCCCUAGGCCUCCCCGCUGCGGUGUGCCUGACCCCCCUGAUGGGCUGAGUGCCCGAAACCGGCAGAAGCGGUAUGUGCUGUCCGGUGGGCGCUGGGAGAAGACGGACCUCACCUACAGGAUCCUCCGGUUCCCAUGGCAGCUGGUGCGGGAGCAGGUGCAGCAGACAGUGGCAGAAGCCCUGCAGGUAUGGAGCGAGGUGACACCACUCACCUUCACUGAGGUGCAGGAGGGCCGUGCCGACAUCAUGAUAGACUUCACCAGGUACUGGCAUGGGGACAACCUGCCAUUUGAUGGGCCUGGGGGCAUCCUGGCCCACGCCUUCUUCCCCAAGACCCACCGAGAAGGGGACGUCCACUUCGACUAUGAUGAGACCUGGACUAUUGGGGACAACCAGGGCACAGACCUGCUGCAGGUGGCAGCCCACGAAUUUGGCCAUGUGCUGGGGCUGCAGCACACAACAGCAGCCAAGGCCCUGAUGUCCCCUUUCUACACCUUCCGCUACCCACUGAGCCUCAGCCCAGAUGACCGCAGAGGCAUCCAAUAUCUAUAUGGCCAACCAAGGCCUAUCCCCACCUCCAGGGCCCCAGCACUGGCCCCCCGGGUUGGGGUGGAGGACACCAACGAGAUUGCACCACUGGAGCCGGGAGCCCAGCCAGAUGCCUGUGAGGCCUCCUUUGAUGCAGUCGCUACCAUCCGAGGCGAGCUCUUCUUUUUCAAGGCAGGCUUCGUGUGGCGGUUGCGUGGGGGCCGGCUGCAGCCCGGCUACCCUGCGCUGGCCUCUCGUCACUGGCAGGGACUGCCUGGCCCUGUGGACGCUGCCUUUGAGGACGCCCAGGGGCACAUUUGGUUCUUCCAAGGUGCUCAGUACUGGGUAUACGACGGCGAGAAGCCCGUCCUGGGCCCUGCGCCCCUCUCUGAGCUGGGUCUCGUGGGAUCCCCAGUCCAUGCCGCCUUGGUCUGGGGUUCUGAGAAGAACAAGAUCUACUUCUUCCGAGGCGGGGACUACUGGCGUUUCCAUCCCAGUACCCGGCGUGUGGACAGUCCAGUGCCCCGCCGGGCCACUGACUGGCGAGGGGUGCCCUCUGAGAUCGACGCUGCUUUCCAGGAUGCUGACGGAUAUGCCUACUUCCUACGCGGCCGCCUUUACUGGAAGUUUGACCCUGUGAAGGUGAAAGCUCUGGAAGGCUUCCCCCGUCUCGUGGGCCCCGACUUUUUCGGCUGUGCCGAGCCUGCCAACACUUUCCUCUGACCACAGCUUGGAUGUCCUCGGGGGUGCUGACUCGUGCCAGGCCACAGGUUUCAGGCUAUAGAGAUCCACAGCCAGCUUUAUAGCUAUGGGCACCAAGCACGGGACCAAGCCCGUGUCUCCUCAGCAGGGGUGGGAUGGGGUUGCAAACACCAUGACAACUGCAGGGAGGGCCAUGCGGGUCAUGGUCACCUGCCAGCAACUGUCUCAGACUGGGCAGGGAGCCUUUGACAUUACUUAAGAGUGAAGGCAGUCUGGAGCUGGCUCUGCACCACCUGUGCAGGCCCCAUUCAAAACUGACUGCUCUCCGUCUCUGUCCCUCUCAGGGUAGGACUUUGACAGGCCUGGGGGAACCAAAGUGUCUUCACUCACCUCCUGCUGUGAGGUUCCUGCCAGGAGUUGGUGCUGAGGCAGCGGUGCCAAGCUCCCAAGGCCCUCCACCCUGGUUGAGCAACUGGGCCAUGGGGCAGAGCCCUCUCCUGAGACAUCAGCUCUGGGUAGAUGCAUGCAUCUGGCUGUCUUCCAGCUCCUGAUGCUGGAGCUCUGUUCCCUAGGAUGCAGGCCAAAAGGUCCACAGGCAGCUGGGGAGGGGUAUUCCUGCAGGAGACCCCAGGCCCUGGAGGCCACAACAUACCUCAAUCCUGUCCUGGAUCCUCCUGAAACCCUCAUCCCAGCACUGCUGUCUUCCAAAGCCAUGUAAAUGUGUGUACAGUAUACAAAGCAAUUUUUUUUUAAACUGAGGCUGUCA